GAGGCCGAGACAAUCGUAGAACUCCGAACUGUCUAAAGUUUCAUCUACCGAGUGGAAUCUGGGAUCUAGGUUUCCAGAUGUUUGUUGACGUCACAACACGAGGCUUUCAGUUUUCAAAACAUCAUGGCGACAGCUGUGAUAUUAAAUGCAAGGAAAUAUUCGCCAGAUUUUCAAUGCAAACGUCAUGUAGCAUCAGCGGAGGAGCAAGAAAAUCAUCUUCAUGAAACCUAAAACUCUUAGGAAAUCACGAUUAGCCGGAGCUUUCGCUGUAGAAGGCUCCAGAGCUCGAAGAAGUCAAGUGAGUUCGAUAAAGCUUCACGGGUUUGUGAAGGAAAUUGUUGUUUGGAGAAGACGGCAUUUGGUAAAUUGUGAACACCUAAGACAUUCUCUUCGAAUUGGACGAACUUUCACUUCCUUGUUAGAUUAUUUUCAUCAUGCCAAAGAAAGAAGAAAGCCUAAAAUGGGCGUGCAAGUAUUGCACCUACUUUAAUUGGCCUUGUUCUGUAAAAUGUACUUUGUGCCAUGCACCAAGACCGCCUCAGGUUAUCACGCAAGAAGCAAGCAGAACAGCAAAUGUAUCAGAGGAUAUUUACGAGGCUGCUAGCAGCGAUAGGAUUAUCUCAACUGACCCGCUUAUUUGUUCGUCGAGCGACAAUAAAAGCUUGUCACCGCGAGUCGCCGAACAGACAGAAGACAACUCGAAAUGGACCUGUGCUUGUUGUACCUACGAAAACUGGCCUCGCUCUUUGCACUGCGUUAUGUGCCGAGCUUCAAAACAACAGUCAAGCAAGAACGGAAGGCAUACAGAGUGUGGAAAUGGAAACAGGGAUGCUUCCUCUCGAAGUGUGUCUCCUAAAUCACCUCGUUCUGUCAGCGGCAACGGUAGGUUAGACUCCAAAACAAUCAACAAUGACAAAAACCGCGCGCUUCUGAAAAAUCACAAGUGGACUUGUCCGCAAUGUACGUACGAAAACUGGCCAAAAACUACUAAGUGCGUCCUUUGCAAGUGUUUGAAGCCGGCCAAAAUAAAACAAGAGGAACUCGCGAAGAACACUUCGCAAGACAAUAACACAAAAAGACCAUCCACGUCAAAGAGAAGAUCGCCUUCUUCAUCUGUCAGUGAAGCCACUUUAGAAAUCCAGCCGAGUAGUCAGAUUGGCGAAACGAUAAUUUAUGACAUUCCAGCCUCAGACGAUGUCAAUGAUAAUGAAGAAGUUCUUCAAAUCCGAAAUUGUUUAAAAGACUCUGACUGGUUGUGGUUGAGUGCUUGUAUAGGAGUAGUUGAAGGUGAUACGGCUUCUGUGGAGAGCUAUUUAAACUCUGGUAAUGAUCUUUCCAGGCAAUUGACAAGAGAAGAUUGUUUGGUGCUUAACAGACCUGGAGUGUUUGAAGUGGGGCACACAUUAGUACAUUUGGCAUUUAAAUUUAAAAGAGAAGAGCUUAUGACAAUUUUGCUUACUCCAGAAGUGACAAGCCAUCAUUUAAGACGUGUUCCUUGCAUAGCAUGCCCAGAACUUGCUGCAGACAUCAGAAAACAGAUGGGUCACACCAUGAGGCAACGUAAAGGAGACUGGCGUUGUUACUUCUUUACGGACCAGGUCACAUUUGUUCUCCCAGCAGAGAUUCAAGACUUUCCAGGAAGAGCACAGAGGCAAGUGUUUGAUGACAUCCUAGAUAGGGAAGUUCAAAGAGUUCUAGAGAUGGAGUCCCCUGUUAUCAACUGGAGUGAAGAGAUAACUGAACAGUUAGGAAGCAGGAUCUACCCCUUGUGGAAUCGUUCUGCGGGUGACUGCCUUCUGGACUCGAUUCUUCAAUCUUCAUAUGGUGUCUUUGACAGAGAUAAUACUCUAAGACGAGCACUUUAUGACAGCUUAACAGAGGGAGGCUCAAGGUUUUUUAAUAGGUACAAGGAGUGGGAAUCUAUGCAAGCAGAAACUCUCCAAUAUUCUCUAGAUGAAGAUCAAUGGGAGCAAGACUGGGCCUCCAUUCUUAGUCUUGCUGGUCAGCCAGGAACUUCCUUAGAGCAAACACAUGUAUUUGCUCUGGCGCACAUUCUCCGUCGACCAGUCAUCAUUUAUGGUGUGAAAUAUGUCAAAAGUUUUAGAGGAGAAGUGCUUGGGCUUGCUAGAUUUCAAGGAGUUUAUCUACCUGUUUUAUGGGAACAGACUUUCUGUUGGAAGAAUCCAUUAGUAUUAGGCUAUACAAGGGGACAUUUCUCUGCUUUAGUUGCAAUGGAAACUGAUAACUCUAAUGAACUUGGUGCAGGAGCCAAUGUGGAUAGUAUAGACAGUGUUCAUGUGACCUAUUUACCACUGGUUGACUACGAAGGCAAAUUGCUACCUGUUCACUUUUUGUCUGCAGAGGAGAGGGGCAGUGAAGAGCGCUUGCUGCAUGAGUGGCUAGAUUGUUGUGUGACAGAAGGUGGGGUCCUAGUGGCAAAGCAGAAGCUAACACCAAGACCUGCGCUUGUCAACCAACUAAUUGAUGAUUGGUUGGACCGCUACAGGAAACUAAACAAACCCAAAUGAUUAGGAUUCUGGGUUAGAACUAGAUACUGUAGAUACUAGUCAUGCCUUUGUGUGACAUGGACAUUCUGUGGUGAAUUGCAUAUAUUAGAUCAAUUGCCAUAUUGGCUACCAGUUUUGAGCCUUGCCAUAAAUUUUUUGGCCCAUGAAGAGGAUCUCUUAGGCAAGUGGCAAGCAUAGUCAUAGAGAUCUUAAGACUUCUCUAGUCUCUCCUAUAGAGAGGAUAAAUUGCGGUGCAUUCAAGUGUAACAAUAUGAAAUUAUACACCCAUAUUCUGGAAUUUGGAGUUUACAUAGCAACAAACUCAGCACUUUCUACUGAAACCUUGCAUCUCAGUUUCUUUUCAGCCUUUUGGUUCUUCUGUAUUGAGUUACAAACUAAACUCUUUUACUUUGGAAAGUUAAGAAA
Stylophora pistillata is the source of this 2933-nucleotide messenger RNA. RefSeq names its product ubiquitin thioesterase ZRANB1. The record is from RefSeq and is a predicted model, not a curated record. Gene Ontology annotation, biological process: cell migration; protein deubiquitination involved in ubiquitin-dependent protein catabolic process; protein K29-linked deubiquitination. Gene Ontology annotation, cellular component: nucleus; cytoplasm. Gene Ontology annotation, molecular function: cysteine-type deubiquitinase activity; K63-linked polyubiquitin modification-dependent protein binding. NCBI's taxonomy places the organism in Eukaryota, Metazoa, Cnidaria, Anthozoa, Scleractinia, Pocilloporidae.